Messenger RNA from Rhinichthys klamathensis goyatoka, 1981 nucleotides. It is a transcript of the gene gabrb1, whose product is annotated as gamma-aminobutyric acid type A receptor subunit beta1. The record is from RefSeq and is a predicted model, not a curated record. NCBI's taxonomy places the organism in Eukaryota, Metazoa, Chordata, Actinopteri, Cypriniformes, Leuciscidae. The transcript is spliced from 9 exons. Gene Ontology annotation, cellular component: synapse; GABA-A receptor complex; neuron projection. Gene Ontology annotation, biological process: nervous system process; chemical synaptic transmission; monoatomic ion transmembrane transport. Bases 103 to 1533 code for a protein of 476 amino acids. Gene Ontology annotation, molecular function: extracellular ligand-gated monoatomic ion channel activity; GABA-A receptor activity; neurotransmitter receptor activity.
AAUGUUGGUCUCAUCGUAGCGCAUGCGUUGCUGUGUAGUUGAAAUCGCUGGAGCGCUUCUUCAGACUAAGUUUGGGAUAUUGCAAAUCGGUCGAUUAGAGAGAUGCUGAUCGCUCGGGAUCACUGGCGCGCGGGGAUCUUGUGUCUCUUCAUGCUCGUGGCUUUGACGCUUGGCCGUAGCCCGCCAGCGAACAGUGUGAAUGAACAGAGCAACAUGUCAUACGUCAAAGUCACCGUGGAUAAACUUCUCAAAGGCUACGACAUCCGUCUCAGGCCUGACUUCGGAGGUCCUCCGGUUGAUGUUGGUAUGAGUAUUGACAUCUCUAGUAUCGACAUGGUGUCAGAAGUGAACAUGGACUAUACCAUCACCAUGUAUUUCCAGCAGUCCUGGCGCGAUAAGCGUCUGUCCUACACUGGGAUCCCUCUAAAUCUUACUUUGGAUAACCGAGUGGCUGAUCAACUCUGGGUGCCUGAUACUUACUUCAUAAAUGACAAGAAAUCUUUUGUUCAUGGGGUCACUGUGAAGAACCGCAUGAUUCGUCUACAUCCUGAUGGGACUGUGCUCUACGGCCUCAGGAUAACUACCACAGCUGCUUGUAUGAUGGAUUUGCGCAGAUACCCGCUGGAUGAGCAGAACUGCACGCUGGAGAUUGAAAGUUAUGGCUACACUACAGAUGACAUUGAGUUCUACUGGCAAGGAGGAAGUUCAGUGACGGGGGUGGACAACAUUGAGCUGCCGCAAUUCUCUAUUAUUGAUUAUAAAACACUGUCUAAGAAAGCUGUGUUUGCCACAGGGUCGUAUCCUCGUCUGUCUCUCAGUUUUAAACUGAAGAGAAACAUUGGAUAUUUCAUCCUGCAGACCUACAUGCCUUCAACACUGAUCACCAUCCUGUCCUGGGUCUCCUUCUGGAUCAACUAUGAUGCUUCAGCUGCAAGAGUUGCACUAGGAAUCACCACCGUUCUGACUAUGACUACAAUCAACACUCAUCUUAGGGAGACUUUACCUAAGAUCCCUUAUGUGAAGGCCAUAGAUAUCUAUCUGAUGGGCUGCUUUGUCUUUGUGUUCCUGGCCUUGCUCGAGUAUGCUUUCGUCAACUACAUAUUCUUCGGCCGUGGUCCACAUUUACGGAAGAAAGUGGCAGAAAAAGCUGCAAAAAGCAACAAUGAGAAGAGUAACAAAGUUCAGGUUGAUGUCCAUGGACACAUUCCCCUGACAAACCUUGAUCUGCGCCUUAGUGGGGCAGAGAUGUUAGGUGCUCUUGGGGACCCGAGGAACACCAUGUUCUCUUAUGAUAGUGCCAGCAUCCAAUACCGUAAGCCCCUUACAAGUCGGGACCUCUAUGGACGGCCCACUGCCUCUAUCGAGAGGCCAAUGGCACGAAAAAAGAGUCAUCUUAGGAGGCGAGCCGCUCAGCUGAAGGUGAAGAUUCCAGACCUGACAGAUGUAAACUCCAUUGACAAGUGGUCACGUGUCAUUUUUCCAAUCACCUACACCUUCUUUAACUUAGUAUACUGGCUGUAUUAUGUCCACUAAGGAGCAGCACUGACUCAACCCAGCCAUACACACAUCAGGUCAGGCUCUCUUACCCUCCUUGUGGUUUUGACUGCCAGUCAGACAGGAGGAAGAGGUGCAUUCUGUAGUUAGCCCUUCUCUGUAAAUUAUUAAACUAUAUAUAAUAUAAAUCUGUAUUAUAAUUUUUCAAUAAGAAAAUAAGUCAAAAUGACUACUCAACUUUUGCUGCUUAAUGUAGAUUAUCAUAAAUAUUAGUUAAAAUUGUCGCUGUAUUUUUGCACUUUGCUUCUGUGGGAUCAAUUUCACUGACUUGCAGAAAGUGCAACUACGCAAUGGGGAGAAAAUAGGCUUUUCUUAGCUGACGACUGUAGUGCACAUCUACUGUAGGUCAGACAGGCUUGAGUUUGUAAAACAGCAUUUGAAAGUUGUUUUCAUCAUUUAUCUUUCAUAUUAUGAAGCUCUUAAAAGG